Molecule: messenger RNA, 1344 nt
Organism: Telopea speciosissima
Lineage: Eukaryota; Viridiplantae; Streptophyta; Magnoliopsida; Proteales; Proteaceae
Product: dnaJ homolog subfamily B member 13-like
Exons: 3
Coding region: 129-1160 (343 amino acids)
Cellular component (GO): cytosol
Molecular function (GO): protein-folding chaperone binding
Source: RefSeq, a predicted model, not a curated record
CUUGCCUUCUCCGUUGCUCUAUCUCCAGUGGUCUAGUAGAAACUUCCGGCGAAAAUCUCUUCUCAGCUACUUAAGGCAAACAAGGGAGAGGUAAAGAGAGGAAGAGAAAGGGAGAGACACAGGAACAGAUGGGUGUGGAUUACUAUAAGGUUUUACAGGUAGACCGAAACGCCAAAGAAGAUGACCUGAAGAAAGCGUAUCGAAAGCUUGCCAUGAAAUGGCAUCCAGACAAGAACCCCAAGAACAAGAAAGAAGCGGAAGCCAAAUUCAAGCAAAUUUCUGAAGCUUACGAUGUUUUGAGCGACCCACAAAAGCGAGUAGUCUACGAUCAGUAUGGUGAAGAAGGACUCAAGGGUCAGGUUCCAACGCCUGGUGCUGGUGGGUUCUAUGGUAUGCCCGAUGCCGGUGGCGGUGGGCCAACGAUGUUCCGUUUCAAUCCAAGGAGCGCCGACGAUAUCUUCUCCGAGUUCUUUGGGUUCUCAGGCACCUUUGGAGGGAUGGGAGACAUGGGUGGCCGUGGUGGUGUCCCUACUUUCCCGAGGAGCGUAUUUGCGGAAGAUGUCUUCUCGCAGUUUAGGGGUGGAGGUGGUGAGGCUUCGGGUUAUGCUGUUCCCCGUAAGGCUGCCCCUAUCGAACGGACCCUCCCUUGUAGUUUGGAAGACUUGUACAAGGGAACCACUAAGAAGAUGAAGAUUUCGAGGGAUGUCACUGAUUCUAGUGGGAGACCCUCAACAGUAGAGGAGAUUCUGACAAUAGAGAUCAAACCGGGCUGGAAGAAAGGGACAAAGAUCACUUUCCCAGAGAAGGGCAACGAGCAGCGAGGUCUGAUCCCUUCAGAUCUGGUCUUCAUCAUUGAUGAGAAGCCUCACAGUGUCUUCAAGAGGGAUGGUAAUGAUCUGAUUGUCACACAGAAGAUCCCUCUUGUGGAAGCUCUGACUGGAUACACAGUACAGUUGACAACUCUGGAUGGACGGAAUUUGACUAUCCCCGUCAAUUCCAUUAUCAGUCCUAGCUACGAAGAAGUUGUUAAGGGGGAGGGGAUGCCAAUUCCCAAGGAACCUUCUAAGAGAGGGAACUUGAGAAUCAAGUUCAACAUCAAGUUCCCGAGCAGGCUUACGCAAGAUCAGAAGACAGGUAUCAAGCGGUUGCUGACAUCGUAAUGAAUGAUGGUAGUAUCUCUCUACCAAUAUCGUGUAAGUUACUCGUGCAUUUCUCUUCUUUUCGCUGGCUCCUUCAGGAAUGGAAAUUUAGGUAGUCUUGGUAGAUUUUGUGGGAGCAGCCAAUUGAGGAGUUGAAUUAGUAUAUGACCGUGUUUCUCCUUUUGAACUCUUUGUUCAGUUUCUG